UGGGGGAGGGGUAAGAGCGAGGCGGGCUUACUUGCCUGCUGGGUCCUAGAGCCCGGCACUAGCUCUAGCGAGCAACCCCCCAGUCCCCAUUUUCUUAAGAUCCAGAGGGGAUCCCCCACUUUUCCACCCAUCUGCGCCAUUGGUCUCUAAUGCUAUGAGGAGGGGAUAGGGGCAGGGACAGGGACUGGUCUCAAGGUUCUAAAGAGGCGGUGGUCUACGCUGUGGCUUCGAAAUAGGAGGGGCUGAGUGCCUGGCAGGGUUCGAUAAGGGGUGGGGCGAGAGGGGAGCCUUCACGUGUGGGUGGGGUUGGAGGGCCUGGGUAUAACGAAGUUUGGAUGCUGAAGGCGAGGACUAGUGCGUGCGUCACGGAAGGGGCGGGCCCACGGUGGAUGGGCCUUCUCGGCGCGCCGGGGCAUGGAGAGGGUCUUGGGAAACCAUGUUGCUGGGUCUUAAAAAGGCGGAGCUUAGAGGUAAAUUGCCCCAGGGGCGGGGCAGAUGAGAGGUCCAAAGGGGAGGAGCGACGCCUGGGUGUUCGCGUGGGCGGGGCCUCGGGAGGGAAUAAGGAGAGGGGCGGAGCAUUCUAAAGGGGAGGGGCUAAGGAGAACAACCCAAAGGGGUGGAGCUUAGAACCAGAAGGCCGGGGGGCGAGGAAGAAGACCUCGGAGUAUUUCAAGGGAAGACCCAGGUUCGUAAGGGACCGGGCUCCCGCGGGCUCGCAGGGGGGCGGGGCCUCGAGCUCCAGGGGCGGGGCCUAGAUCUCGGGGUCCGCCCUUGCUGUCUCGCCCACUUGCCUUCACCCGCACCCCCGUUCUUUUCGGUUAUUUUCUGCUACGGCAGUUCCCUGCCCUGCCCCGGGCCCAGGGGGCCGCUGUCUGAACUCUGGUCGGCUGGAGGACUCGUCUCCCAGCUCCGUCAGAAAUGGGGAACGUGCAGUCGGAGCCAUCGGCGGGUGGGGGCUCCCGAAAAGAGCAGGCCUCGGACCGCGCCCCCGACUCCCGCCGGACAUCCCUGGUGGAGCCCGAGAUGACCUCCCAGGCCAUGCGCCUGACUCGCGGGCUGGGUGUCUGGUUCCCUGGCAGCUCCGCACCCCCGGGACUCCUGGUACCCCGGGAGCCCCAGGCCUCACCCUCGACCCUGCCCCUCACCUUAGAACGGCCCUCUCCAGUGAUGUCCCCUCCUGAAGAGGCGGCCGCGGUCUCUGCACCACCCCCAGCCCCCGCGGGGACCCUGCUGCCCGGCCCGUCUAAAUGGCAAAAGCCCGCGGGCACUCCAGUGCCCCGGAUCCGCGGCCUGCUGGAGGCGAGCCAUCGCGGCCAGGGCGACCCUCCGAGCCUCCGCCCGCUGCCGCCGCCGCCGCCGCCCCCGCCCCCGCCCCGGCAACUAUCCGUAAAGGACACUGUCCCGAGGGCCCCAUCCCAAUUUCCGCCGCCCCUGGAGCCUUGGAAGCCGCCACCACCAUUACCUUCUGAACGGCAGCCGGCGGACCGCAGAAUCACUCCUACUCUGGCCACACCCGCCUCAACCCCCACAGAAAGCCAGGCUGGGCCGGGCAACCAGGGCCAGACGGCCGGUAGGGCUCGCGGAGGGGCGCCUCCCCAGGCGGGCGAAGGCGAAAUGGCCCAGCCUGUGGCUUCCGAGUCCGGCCUGAGCCUGCUGUGUAAAAUCACCUUCAAGUCGGGGCCCUCUUUGGCCCCUCCGGCAGCUUCGAGUUCCUUAGCAGCCAAAGCUUCGCUCGGGGGCGGCGGAGGCGGCGGCCUCUUUGCUGCCUCGGGUCCCAUCUCUUACGCCGAGGUCCUGAAGCAGGGGCCCCUGCCUCCUGGAUCCGCUCGUCCCCUGGGAGAGGUUCCUCGAGGGGCACAGGAAGCUGAGGGAGGUGAUGGAGACGGCGAAGGGUGCUCUGGUCCUCCCUCGGCGCCUGCGUCCCAAGCCCAGGCCCUACCGCCGCCACCCUACACCACCUUCCCAGGCUCAAAGCCCAAAUUCGACUGGGUUAGCGCUCCCGACGGCCCUGAACGCCACUUCCGCUUCAACGGGGCUGGCGGAGGCAUCGGGGCGUCGCGACGGCGUGCGGCCGCACUCUCUGGGCCUUGGGGCUCCCCUCCGCCACCACCAGGGCAGACGCACUCAGCUCCCGGGCCCCGGAGGCCCGCACCUGCCCUACUGGCGCCGCCUAUGUUCAUCUUCCCGGCACCCACUGGCGAGCCCAUGCGCCCGGGGCCUCCAGGCCUGCAGGAGUUACCACCGCUGCCACCGCCCACGCCGCCGCCCGCGCCACCGCCCACACCGCCGCCCACACUGCAGCCACCAGCGCUCCAGUCAACGCCACUGCCGGUGGCUCCCCCGCUCUCCCCGGGCCUGGGCCACGAGGCGUCAGCCCUGGCUCCCACCCUAGCCCCUGCUCUGCCCCCAGCCUUAGCCGCCGACCAGGCCCCGGCCCCGGCCCCGGCCCCGGCCCUGGCCCUGGCCCCAGCCCCAUCCCCAGCUCCCACCGUGGCUGAGCCCUCGCCGCCUGUGUCCGCGCCCGCACCCGCGGCUGCACCCAUCAAGACCCGCACGCGCAGGAACAAGGGUUCCCGUGCAGCCCGGGGCGCAACCCGUGAGGAUGGCUUGCCUGGAGACGGUCCUCGUGAAGGAGCUACAGCUACAGUGCCGGACAGCAGCGAUGGAGCGGGUGGUGGCAGCGGGGCCUCUCAGACUGGGGCAGCUAACACCCGCGCUGCGCGCCACUGGCCGCCCUUCCAGGUGCUUAACUCUUGUCCCUGCAAGUGUUACUGCCGCCACCAGCCACGCCAUCGCCGCCUGCCACGCAACGUCUCUGCCUGGCUGAGCACACCCACCAACCACCUGGGCGAGCCACCCUGGGUUGCCACCAUCAAGCUGGCCGGCUCCCUGGUGGCUGGGCUGGAGCACUACGACCUGCAGGCCACCCAUUCCAACUGAGUGCAGUCGGCUCAACACUCUCCACCUUCCCCUCCAUGACAAUAAAAUAACCAAUCCAGAUGCCAGCAGCCUGUCAAUCACUUGCCAAGGUAGUGGGUAGGGUACAGCAGGGCAGGCUCGCCAUUAAAGCACAUCUUGGGAACAAAAGGGAGGCUGGACCAGAGCAGCAGUAACUGAGGUUCCAUUCACCCAGCACCCAGACUGAUGGGCCCAGGGCAGGGGGGAUCUGAUUCCCCUCAAUCCAUAAGCCCUAAUUCUGAGCUGACCUGGUACCAAGCUCACAGGCUCAGCACAAACCACUGUGCAAAGGAGUGAUCAUUCCCAUUUUACAGUUGGGAAAACUAACUCUGGAACACUUGUGAAAUUUCCACAUCCCACAAGGGAUUCAGCCAGAUUUGGACCCUGCGCCUUGAACACCUUCCCAAGAAUUUCAAGGCAGGAAACCUAGGCUGAGGGGUGUGCAGGGAGGUCCUCAAUCACACGCCGGCUCAGGGAGGGUGGGAGCCACAAGCCCACACCAGGGCCCAUACCUUUUGAUCCGCACAGGGCUCAAACUGGCAGCCUACAGACGGGUUCCAUUUCACAUAUCAUUUGAAAAAUUGUUUAAUUCAUCACCAACAUUUAUUCUUUUUAAUAGGACACUUCACCCGCUUUGUUGAAAAAAUCUGGUACCCUGGCCCAGCAUUCCUGUGUGUCCACAGUUGGCUAGAACAGUCCCCCUACCUGGGGCCAUGCCCUCCUGCAGGCCACAGUGCUGCUGGGCCCUACAGUGGGCGUCUGUGUUUGAGGCCCUGAGCAAUGCCCACCAGAGGCUUACCCAGUUGGAGGGUGUUAUCUCCAACCCCUGAGCGCCCCAAAACCUCCAAGUUCUUCAGAGAUACUUGUCUCUCUGCCAUCCCAACUGGGGAGACAAGGGCCUGGAAGAGGG
Messenger RNA from Cercocebus atys (sooty mangabey), 3868 nucleotides. RefSeq names its product gametogenetin (gene GGN). The transcript has 3 exons. Lineage: Eukaryota; Metazoa; Chordata; Mammalia; Primates; Cercopithecidae. Gene Ontology annotation, molecular function: ubiquitin protein ligase binding. Gene Ontology annotation, biological process: gamete generation; double-strand break repair. The record is from RefSeq and is a predicted model, not a curated record. Bases 919 to 2940 code for a protein of 673 amino acids.